AUGUAUGAUCGAACAAUUGAGGACUUGGCUCGUCUACAGGGAAAGACCAUCGACACGAAGAAAUGCCGAGAUCUUUGGGACAAUUUGGUCCUCGUCAUUGCCAUUACUAGAUGGCGAGAGACCGAGGAGCUCCUCGCGGCCGUGCGUAGCACCUUGGAAACAAUCAGGGCCCAAAAAGCAGCCAUCGGCAAGAUCAAUGACCGGUAUCUUUCGCCCAUGACCACAACAGCCAACAGCUAUCUCAUACACGACAUUUCACGCAGAAAGAUCGUGGAAGGCAUCCUCCGCAUUACCUGCCUGACGCCCGGCCGACGGCAAUCGUGGACAGAAGCAAAAGAAAAUCAUCACCAGUGUGCGGCAGAUGUCACCGAAUAUUUUGGUUGA
Penicillium diatomitis is the source of this 384-nucleotide messenger RNA. RefSeq lists its product as uncharacterized. Lineage: Eukaryota; Fungi; Ascomycota; Eurotiomycetes; Eurotiales; Aspergillaceae. The transcript is spliced from 2 exons. The record is from RefSeq and is a predicted model, not a curated record. Bases 1 to 384 code for a protein of 127 amino acids.